GGGAGGGUGGGAGUCUCCCGUGUCAUGAUAAAUUAUUCAUUCAUCACCGGGGUGUGUUCACAACACAUCUUAAAAUUCACAGGGGGAAAAAUGAGAAGCCACUUCAUCUCUCUUUUUUUUAGGGGAGGGGGGUUAUGAAAUAAUUUUUAAUCAUCAGUACCUUUUGCCAUUAAAAACAGCUGUGAUAUUUAAAAAAAAAUACCUGACUAAUUCUUAGGUUUGUUUUAACACGAGAGCAGAACAAAUGCAGAACACAGUUAUGUGGCUUUCGAUGGAAAGAAGCGCUGAAUUAAAGAUCGUUGAUGGCAUCAUCUGCAGCUGAGUGCCCACGCACACUUGUACGCUCACGGGCACGCGCACACGCACGCACUCGCACUGAACACACAUGCAUACAGUACCACGCACACACGCUCCCUUUCAUUCACUCACCACACGCAUCCUCCUCCCUCAUUCCCACGCAUUGCCCAUUAAGUGUCGGAUGCAGAGCAGCGAUGGGCUGGAUGCAUCCCCAUCUUUUGUCCAAAUCGAAUCCACUGCCUCUUUUUUUUUUUUUUGUUGGGGACCAAUCCACAAUCCGCUCUACUCGCGAACAAACAGCAGUCCUCGUGUUUACCUGUUCUAAACGACAGAAACAAAAGAAAAGAAAUCAGACAGACUUGUGGCCGCACACUGACAGUGGCAGAGUGGACAAGAGGAAACCCACCCAAGGAGAAAGACUCGGCGCAUCCCCCCCGCCCCCUUUAUUUAAUUUAGAUUUUUUUUAAACAUUACUUUCUUUCGAUGCUGACGCCUGGUAGCCCGUGGUGACCUUGAGAAGAAACAUCUCGUUAGUGUUCCCAAAAGGUAGCUGUGGAAGGUGCGCGCCGAGUAUCCAGACGUGUGCGCGCACUCACGGGAGGUUAUGACCGCCUUCCAUCACCUGAACACCAGGCUUCUGCCGCUCAUGAUGAUCAUCAUGAUGAUGAUGGGAUGCUUGAUCGUUGACGGAACUGCGCCAGCUCCCCCGGUGAAUGUGUCGGUGACCCAGCUUCGAGCCAAUUCGGCCAGGGUGACCUGGAACGUGCCGCUUGGAGACACCGUGAUUGGCUAUGCCAUCUCUCAGCAGAGGCAAGAUGGCCUGAUGCAACGUUCCAUUCGUGAAGUAAACACAUCAAGUCGGUGGUGUGUGCUGUGGGACCUGGAUGAGGACACACACUACAGUGUGCAGGUGCAGUCUGUUGGACUACAUGGCGACAGCCAACCCAGUCGCGCCAUCCAUUUCAGGACCUUGGAAAGAAGCGACCACUACCCUGCUGGAGUGCUUGACCACCAUGAACCAGCAAUGGAGGGUUUGGGAAUGUCACCUCAGUUGCAGACUGGAGAGCUGCUCAUAAUCACCACAGUGCUGCUGCUAUGGGCAGCUGUUAUCGCCCUGUUCUGCCGGCAGUAUGACAUCAUCAAGGACAGCGAUACAAAUGGUACCCGAGAAAAGACCAAGAGGCCACUGGUUCCGGUUGCUUCCUCCUACUAUAAUACCUCUCCCACCAGCUCACCCAUCUACCACAACGGUGCCAUCCACAGUGGCAGGCUUCACAGAGCCUCAUCCUCGAUCAGCAUCAUCCGAGUCUGAGGGCUGUCCGGCGUCCGCAGAGCUGCAUUGUCAAGGAACUUGCCGUGAUUUGAUCAUCACAAGUUAAGAAACUAAACGGGCUUGAACAAAAGCCAAUUUUAAAGUAUGGCAUGACAUGGGAAAAGCAAGCAGCACUCAAUUCCUAUGAAAAACUCCUGCGAAGAAAUAACCACCCUGGAAGAGGUCAACUUGCCACAAAGACUUGGCCCUUUGUUAUGGAGGGUGUGGUGCUUUCGCUUUCGGCCCUGCCCAAAGGACAGGUUGACUUCUUGUUUCCAGUUGUGCUCCUUCAAAGACUUAAGCAAAUGUUUGCAAGCAUGACAGGCAAAUCUACUCAUCCAACUGGUUUUGUUGUUGUUUUUUGGCACGUGUGUGUGCGCGCGCGCGUGCGUGUGCGUGUGUGCGUGCGUGCGUGCGUGUG
Hippocampus zosterae (dwarf seahorse) is the source of this 2030-nucleotide messenger RNA. It is a transcript of the gene fndc4b, whose product is annotated as fibronectin type III domain containing 4b. NCBI's taxonomy places the organism in Eukaryota, Metazoa, Chordata, Actinopteri, Syngnathiformes, Syngnathidae. The transcript has 7 exons. Gene Ontology annotation, molecular function: protein binding. The coding region runs from base 902 to 1609 and encodes 235 amino acids. The record is from RefSeq and is a predicted model, not a curated record.